Messenger RNA from Caenorhabditis sp. 36 PRJEB53466, 1518 nucleotides. The record is from the annotation of a GenBank genome assembly. Lineage: Eukaryota; Metazoa; Nematoda; Chromadorea; Rhabditida; Rhabditidae.
AUGACGAUUUUGUCGAAGAUUUUGGCUCCGCGAGCUGUCAGAAUACUCGCCUUGGACCAGACGAAAUCGCUGUCGACGAGUGCCACGUGUCAGGCGAGAAUCUUCGAAUCGGCCGAAGAAGCCGUCCGCGACAUUCCCGACAAUGCGAAACUUCUCGUUGGAGGUGCGAUUUGAACGGAAAAUGUUGUUUUGUAAAAAAUUGGCAUUCAUUCUUGCAAUGAUCUAGGGGAAAACUCAAAAAUAGAUAUGCUCAACAAGUUUGCUGCAUAAGAAGUUGAUUUUUCGAAAAUUGUUGAAAUUUGGCGGAAACCCCCUUUUUUGUUCACACUUUGUCCUCCAAACAGUCCAACUUUCUCGAAUGCUUCCGCUAGCCAAAAAAAAACUAGCCAUUUUUAACUCCUCUCAGUUUUCAGGCUUCGGACUGUGCGGCAUCCCCGAGAAUCUGAUCUCGGCGCUGACGAAGACGGGCCAGAAGGGACUGACGUGCGUGUCGAACAAUGCGGGCGUCGACGACUGGGGACUGGGCCUUCUCCUCAAAACGCGCCAGAUCAAGAAGAUGAUCUCGUCGUACGUGGGCGAGAAUGGCGAGUUCGCGCGCCAAUAUCUGUCCGGAGAGCUCGAGUUGGAGUUCACGCCGCAGGGAACACUCGCCGAACGGAUCCGGGCCGCCGGCGCCGGAGUGCCCGCCUUCUUCACGCCAACCGGAUACGGUACUCAGAUCCAGGAGGGCGGCGCGCCGAUCAAGUACAGCCGGACCAGGAAGGGGGAGAUCGAGAUUGCGAGUCAGCCGAAGGAAACCAGGCGGUUCAACGGAACCAACUACGUGCUCGAGGAGGCCAUCUGGGGAGACUACGCUCUUGUGAAGGCGUGGAGGGCCGACACCCUCGGAAAUAUUCAGUUCAGGUACGCAAACGUCGCGACAGACAGGAUUUACCGUUCAUUUAUGAAAAAUUUAGUCGAUUUUCUCAAAUCCUGUCAAAAUGGAUUAAAACGCUUAAUUUAUGAGGUCUAGAACGUUUUUCUCGUCAUUUUCUCACCUAUAAUUGCGAUUUUGCAGACACGCGGCGGGCAACUUCAACAAUCCAAUGUGCAAAGCGAGUAAAUGCACGAUAGUGGAAGUGGAGGAGAUCGUGGAGCCGGGAGUGAUUCCGCCGAACGAAGUGCACAUUCCGUCCAUCUAUUGCCACAGGCUCAUCCGCGGAUCCAACUAUCGGAAGCCGAUCGAACGGCCAAUGUUCGCGCAGGAGGGCCCCGUGAAAGCGGCGACCUCGGCGGCCGGACGGUCCCGUGAGAUCAUCGCCGCCCGUGCCGCCCUCGAGUUCACCGACGGAAUGUACGCGAAUUUGGGCAUCGGAAUUCCCACUCUGGCGCCCAAUUACAUUCCCAACGGCAUCACCGUCCAUUUGCAGUCCGAAAACGGCAUUAUUGGAGUGGUAAGUCGAACGAAUUUAACGUUUCCAGUUGAGCAUCAUUUUGCAGGGACCGUACCCACGAAAGGACAAGAAGACGCGGAUCUGA